AUGGGGGUCCCGCUCCCUCUCCCGGUCCCCGGGAGGCGCUGGUUCUGCCGCACAAUUCCUCUUGCUGUAAUCGCGCUGCUGCUUCUUUAUCUCAGUGCUGGGAGUCUCCGUCCCAUCUCAAGUUGCAGAAUCGGAGAGCAGUACUGCAUUGCCGAGGAACUGCCACCUUCCCAGGUUCAACAACAGUCGGGACUUCUGGAAGCCCUGGGGCAGGAAGAGCCUCUGUGCCUGGGCCCCCAGGGGACGUUGGGCCGCCUGAUGAGGCCGUUCCGCGCCAGUCUGAACCCCGAAGGGGAUGUGCAGCUGUCCCAGUACUUGGCAGGAUGGAGGGAGCUGGUCAAGUUCCUAACGCCCCUGGGCUCCAUCUUCGCCUUCGCCACCAGCGAGGCCUUCUCCAAGAUAACAGCCCUCGAGGCUCUGGUACACGGCCCAGAUGCCUCCCACUACACGUCGCUGGCGGCCAUGGAGGAGUGGGAGCGGCGGGCAGGACUGCUGGAGCAGCCCGGGAGCGCCCCUGCGGACCCGGCCAAGUCCUCGGGCUCACGAACAUUGCUCCUGCUGCACCGGGCUUUGCGCUGGUCCCAGCUCUGCCUCCACCGGGUGGCGACAGGGACGCGCAGAGGCCCGGACGCCAGCGCCCAGUGCAGCGACGCCUACGGCACCGCCCUGGCUCCGCACCACCCCUGGGUCGUGCGUCAGGCCGUGCGCGUGGCGUUCCUCGCCUUCCCGGGUCGCGCCCGUUUGCUUGAGCUGGCGUGUCCGGGGACCCGGGAAGCGGAGGCGCGGGCCGCGCUGGCGCGGGGUGCUGCUACCCUGGAGGACGUGUACAACCGCACCCAGAGCCUGUUGGCAGAGCGCGGCAUGAUGCAACUGGCCUGAGGCGGGCGGGCCGAGGUCUCCCGGGAAGUCCGGAGAAAGGGAGCGCCAGGGCGGCCGGCCCCCCGCCCACGCCGGACGGUGCUCCGCCCCUCGUGAGUCACCGAUGGAAGGCCCGCCCCCGACGCGGACGGUAGUGGGACCCUUCCUCUCUCGGCUGUUUUGGGCUGAGGGGAUCGGUGAGGAAUAAGAGGUUUUUUCUGGUCGGCAUAGACUAGACCGUUCCGCGAGAUAACGGCGAGGGCUUAAGGGAAACAUGCAAAAGUGAAUGUAGGAACCUGUGUCAUCCCUGUUCCCGGCAGCCGAGACUCACACUUCCCCUUGCGCCUCUCCGCCACUCCCGUGCCUUCAUCUGCCUACGCGCGCGAGUCUCCAGUCCAGACUUAAGCUCCAGUCCCCAUAAAGCCAGCUCUCUCCUGGACACCGCCUCGGACGGCGGAAACGCAACACAACCAACGCGGGUCUUAUCGCCCCUCCAGAACUGCACAUCGUCUGUUCCCAGUCUCUGUAAAUAAAAGGCACCCCCUCAUG
Condylura cristata (star-nosed mole) is the source of this 1407-nucleotide messenger RNA. It is a transcript of the gene GLTPD2, whose product is annotated as glycolipid transfer protein domain containing 2. The transcript is spliced from 4 exons. The coding region runs from base 1 to 879 and encodes 292 amino acids. The record is from RefSeq and is a predicted model, not a curated record. Gene Ontology annotation, molecular function: ceramide 1-phosphate transfer activity; ceramide 1-phosphate binding. Gene Ontology annotation, cellular component: cytoplasm; cytosol; membrane. Gene Ontology annotation, biological process: intermembrane lipid transfer; ceramide transport. Lineage: Eukaryota; Metazoa; Chordata; Mammalia; Eulipotyphla; Talpidae.